AUGUGUUCCCGGGCCACCGGUCUCCGUCGCGCGCGCGAGGGCGUCAUGAACCCGAUGAAGGCCGCGCCGGGGCUGGUCCCCGGGGGUUCCGGCGCUGCCGUUGGUGUCGGUCUCGGUUUAUCAGUAGAGGUCCUGGAAGAGGACGAAGACGCGGAGGCGGACGGCAACUGGGCGAAGACGAAGACCUCGGCUGGACCGGGACCGGCGCUCGACCGCGUCGAGGACGCCGGCGUGGUGGGGGAGGGCCUGAUCAACCCGAUGAUCCUGCCUGCGUCGACGGUGGGCACCGGCUGGUCCGGCAUUCGGUCUCGACAUCGGCCUCAGUACCUCAAGAUCCAGCAACCCAAGAUUCAGCAUAGACGUGGUUCGGUGGUGCCGGGGGAGGACACUCAGUACCUCAACGCCUCAACGCGCUGGUCGCUCCUCGUGUAUUUUAUCUGCUCGCCCCCUGACCGCCUCCAGCACCUCAACAAUUCGACAUCCGACAUCCGACAUCGGGGGGCGUCAGCCUCCGUAGAGGCUCCUGGAGGGGAGGAAGACGCGGAUGCCGACGACUGGACGAAUACUUCCGCGGAACCGGGACGGGGAACGGCGCACGACUGCGCUGGGGACGUCGGCGAGGCUGGGGGAGGAUCGCCCUCCAUCCUCAACGCCCGGCGCUCAAGGCCUCAAAGCCUCAACAUCGGACAUCGGACAUUGUGGGCUGUCAGUCCUUCCCGGAGGUCCUUGAAGUGGAGGAAGACGCAGAGGCGACGACACAUGGGCGAAGACCUCGGACUUGGAACGGCGCACGACCGUGCUGUGGACGCCGGCGCGACUGGCGGAGGGUCUGAUCAGCCCGAUGACCCUGGUCGCCCCGGCGAUGGUACAGUAUGGAGUGGUGGUGUGGUGGGGUUGCGGCGGUCCUUGAAUAGCAAGACGCGGAGGCCGGCAACCGGCACUCAGCACCUCAAGACCUCAAAAUCAAGCAUAGACGCGGUUUCGUGGUGCUGGGGGAGGGGCGUGGCUCGGUGGGUGUACGGGGGACACCCGCAUUCAGCACCUAGCACUCAGCACUCAUCCCUAGACCUCAACGCUCGGCACCUGUGGUCCUCAAAAUCGGACGCUGUGGGCCGUCGGUUCCCCGUUCUCCAGGGGAUGUUCUUGAGAGGAGGAAGACGCGGUGGCCUGGACGAAGACCUCGGCCUGGAACGGCGCACGACCGCGCUGUGGGCGUCGGGCGUGGCUGGGAGAGGGCCUGAUCACCCGAUGACCCUGGCCCCCGGCGAUGGUACAGUAGGGCGGGGGUGUGCACUGUGGCAGGUUGUUGGUGCGGUGAAGCGGGAGGUGUUUUGGGGUUUUCGUGGAUGA
Epithele typhae is the source of this 1350-nucleotide messenger RNA. RefSeq lists its product as uncharacterized. NCBI's taxonomy places the organism in Eukaryota, Fungi, Basidiomycota, Agaricomycetes, Polyporales, Epitheliaceae. The transcript is spliced from 12 exons. The record is from RefSeq and is a predicted model, not a curated record. The coding region runs from base 1 to 1350 and encodes 449 amino acids.